AUGACGCGCGUGCCAGGCCUCGCGGCGCCCCUGCUGAGCCUGGGGCUGGGGUUCGCUCUGAGCCUGCCGGCAGCGGCAGCCUCGGACUGCGGGUCCCUCCGCCCGGCCGAGCGCCUGACAUUCACUCCGGCAGCCAGGACCCGAUGGCUGGCCCCUCGCGUCCGCGCGCCGGGGCCCCUGGACCCCCUCUAUGGCACCGUGCGCCGCUUUCUCUCCGUAGUGCAGCUCAACCCCUUCCCUUCGGAGUUGGUGAAGACCUUGAUGAAUGAGCAAUCCUCCGUGAAGGUGGAUGAGGUGGUGCGGUACGAGGCUGGCUACGUGGUGUGUGCUGUGAUAGCAGGCCUCUACCUCCUGGCAGUGCCCACCACUGGGCUCUGCUUCUGUUGUUGCCGCUGCCGUCGGCGCUGUGGAGGUCAAGUGAAAACUGAACACAAGGCCAUGGCUUGUGAGCGUGGCACCCUCAUGAUCUUCCUGUUGCUGACUACCCUCGUGCUGCUGGUUGGCAUGAUCUGUGCUUUUGUCACCAACCAGCGUACACAUGAGCAGACAGGCCCUAGUGCUGAAGCCGUGCCUGAGACCCUGCUCAGCCUCCGGGGCCUGGUCUCUGAUGUCCCUGAGGAGCUACAGGCCGUGGCAGAACAGUUUUCCCUGCCCCAGGAUCGCGUCUUGGAGGACCUGGAUGGUCUCGGCGAGAGCAUCGGGAGUGCGAUCCAUAGCCAGCUCAAGAGCACAGUGUACCUGGCGCUGGCCUCAGUGCACAGCCUGGGCCAGGCCCUGCAGGUCUCUGUGGACCACGUUAGAACCCUGAAUGCCACCUCCGUGGAGCUGCAGGAGGGACAGCAACACCUGGAGCCAGCUGUGCGGGACCACCGGGAACACCUGCUUACCCUGCUUCAGGAUCCCCAGUGCCAGGAGAACUGCACGGGGCCUCUGAGCCGGGCCCGUGCUUUGGAGCUGGAUGCAGACUUCAGACAGGUCCCCCCCGUGGAUAAUGUCCUGCAUUGGCUAAAGGGUGUCCCAGAAGCCAAUUUCUCCAGCAUGGUCCAGGAGGAGAACAGCACCUUCAACAGCCUCCCACUCCUGGUUGCCAUGCAGACAGCCAGUGUGAUCAGAGAUCUGAAGAAGGCAGUGGCUGGGCAGCCUGAAGGUGUAAGGAUGCUGGCCAAAGGGUUUCCGGACUCAGAGGCAGCUUCCCACUGGAGCCAGGCACUGGAGGAGCUAGAACUGCGCAGCCGCCCCUACCUGCAGGAUGUGCAGCGAUACGAGACAUACAGGUGGAUCGUGGGCUGUGUGCUGUGCUCCGCCAUCCUGCUUGUGGUGGUCUGUAACCUGCUGGGCCUCAGCCUGGGCAUCUGGGGGCUGUCUGCCAGGGAGGACCCCAGUUACUCAGAAGCCAAGGGCGAAGCUGGAGCCCGCUUCCUCAUGGUAAGCGUCAGCUUCAGCUUCCUCUUUGCUGCCCCUCUCAUCCUCCUGGUCUUCGCCACCUUCCUGGUGGGUGGCAACAUGCAGACACUUGUGUGCCAGAGCUGGGCAAGUGGAGAACUCUAUGAGUUUGCAGACACCCCGGGCAACUUGCCCCCAUCUAUGAACCUGUCCCAUCUUCUCGGCCUAAGGAAGAACAUCAGCAUCCUUCUGGCCUAUCAACAGUGCAGGGAAGGGGCUGCACUCUGGAAGGUCCUGCAGCUCAAUGACUCCUACGACCUGGACAAGCACCUGGAUAUCAGCCAGUACACCAACAAGCUGCAGGGGGAGUUUCAGAGCUUCAAGGUGGACAUGAAAGAUCUGGACCUGCUGAGCCCUGCUGCCCACAGGGACUUGGAGGCGCUACAGAGCAGUGGGAUGGAGAAAAUCAACUAUCAUGACUUCCUAGUUCAGAUCCAGAAGCCUGUGGUGAAGACUGACAUGCACCAACUGGCCCAGGAACUGGAAGGACUGGCUGAGGCCCAAGGCAAUUCUGAGCUGAGGCAGAAGCUGCAGGAGGAGGCUCAAGGGCUCAGAAACCUCUACCAGGAGAAGGUUGGCCCCCAGCAGAACCUUGUGGCUAAGCUCAACCUCAGUGUCAGGGCCCUGGAGUCUUCUGCCCCAAAUCUCCAGCUGGAGACUUCAAACGUCCUAGGCAAUGUCACCUUCCUAAAAGGAGAGCUGCCUGCCGUGGCCGGCCACAUCAUGAAGAACGCAAGUGGGUGCUUCCUGACCCGGGAGAUGGGCUACUUCUCUCAGUACGUGACCUGGGUGAAAGAGGAGGUGACUCAGCGAAUCGCCACCUGCCAGCCCCUCUCUGGAGCCCUGGACAAUGGCCGUGUGAUCCUGUGUGACAUGAUGGCUGACCCCUGGAAUGCCUUCUGGUUCUGCUUGGGGUGGUGCACCUUCUUCCUGAUCCCCAGCAUCAUCUUUGCCAUCAAGAUCUCCAAAUACUUCCGUCCCAUCCGGAAACGCCUCAGCUCCACCAGCUCUGAGGAGACUCAACUCUUCCACAUCCCCCGGGUCACCUCCCUGAAGUUAUAG
Molecule: messenger RNA, 2505 nt
Organism: Castor canadensis (American beaver)
Lineage: Eukaryota; Metazoa; Chordata; Mammalia; Rodentia; Castoridae
Gene: Prom2
Product: prominin 2
Cellular component (GO): cell surface; apical plasma membrane; prominosome
Molecular function (GO): cholesterol binding
Source: RefSeq, a predicted model, not a curated record